AUGAAACUGGGAUACUGUAUGCCAGUUUUCCUUCUCAUUUUCGCUGCCGCUAUCACAGCCAGACCAUUCAACAACACGGAGUUCGAUAUUGAACAAGAAGGAACUUCCGACGAGGUAGAGCGUGUUCUCAUCGAAGACGUGCCUUCAAACACCACUAUGGAGUCAUAUGAGGGAACUGCUGACGAGGUAGAGCGUGUUCUCAUCGGAUAUGAGCCUUCAAACACCACUAUGAAGUCAUAUGAGACAACCACCCCCGGAUACACUGAAUUUCAAGUAAAAAUAGCCCAAGGUGUAAUGAUGGGCAUCGGAAUUCUCCUCAUCAUUGGCGCAAUGAUGAUUUCGGGACCGGGUCGGAUGCUUCGCGGACAGUAA
Molecule: messenger RNA, 372 nt
Organism: Caenorhabditis remanei
Lineage: Eukaryota; Metazoa; Nematoda; Chromadorea; Rhabditida; Rhabditidae
Exons: 4
Coding region: 1-372 (123 amino acids)
Source: RefSeq, a predicted model, not a curated record